Messenger RNA from Arabis nemorensis, 429 nucleotides. The record is from the annotation of a GenBank genome assembly. NCBI's taxonomy places the organism in Eukaryota, Viridiplantae, Streptophyta, Magnoliopsida, Brassicales, Brassicaceae.
AUGCUUCUUCAACUCUGCUCCACUUUCCGUCCUCAAUUUCUUCGUCUUCCUUUUCGUCAAUCCCAAUUUACAGAUGCAGUUUUGGUUCGGCAAGUAAACUUCUUUGGUGGAAGUAAUUCAGUCCGGCCAGUGAUACGUUGCCAGAGAGUUAGCGGAGGUCGAGGAGGCGCUAAUCGAAGCAAACCCGCAAAGCCGCCUGUUAAAGAAGGGAGUAACAAGACAGUAAUCGAAGGUUUAGUAACCGAAUCACUUCCCAAUGGGAUGUUUCGAGUCGAUUUGGAGAAUGGGGUUAACAUUCUUGGUUACAUUUGUGGUAAGAUUAGGAAGAACUUCAUACGUAUUCUCCCCGGGGAUAAAGUGAAAGUCGAAAUGAGUGUUUACGAUUCAACAAAAGGUCGUAUCAUUUUCAGAAUGAGUAGUAGAGACUAA